AUGGAAAACAGCACCCUCUUCGACGUCAGCGGCAAAGUCGUCCUCGUAACUGGCGGCGCCAAAGGUAUCGGCCGCAUGAUCAGCGAGGGCUUCGUCCGCAACGGCGCCACCGUCUUCGUCUCCUCGCGCGACGCCAAAGCAUGCGAGGCGGCAUGCAAAGAGAUGAAUGCUUUGGGAAAAGGAAAAGCGGAUUUUAUAGCAGCGGAUUUGUACAAGGAAGAUGCGGCGGCGUAUAUUGCUACCGAGUUGGGCAAGAGGACUACGAAACUCGACGUCCUGGUCAACAACAGCGGCAGCAACUGGGGCGAAUCCUACGACAAAUACCCGUCGGCAGCCUGGGACCGCGUCCUCAACCUCAACCUCAAGCGCGUCUUCCAACUCACACAGGCCGUCACGCCCCUCCUCGAAGCAGCAGCUACCCCUUCCUCCCCAGCCCGCAUCAUCAACAUCGGCAGCGUAGACGGUCUGCGCGUCCCCGCGCUCGAGACGUUUGCGUAUUCGGCUUCGAAAGCUGGCUUGCAUCAUAUGAGUCGUGUACUCGCGAGCCAUCUGGGCAAGAGGGGUAUUACCAGUAAUACGAUUGCGUGUGGCCCGUUUCAGAGUAAGAUGAUGAAGGCGACGCUGGAGAAGUAUCAGGAUGUUAUUACGGGGGGUAUUCCGCUUGGUAGGAUUGGUACGCCGGAGGAUGUGGCGGGUACGUGCAUUUGGUUGUCCAGUCGAGCGGGUUCGUAUGUUAAUGGUGCGACGAUUGCCUUGGAUGGUGGCAGUGUUGUUGGUGCUAAGUUGUAG
Bipolaris zeicola 26-R-13 is the source of this 789-nucleotide messenger RNA. RefSeq lists its product as uncharacterized. The transcript has 3 exons. NCBI's taxonomy places the organism in Eukaryota, Fungi, Ascomycota, Dothideomycetes, Pleosporales, Pleosporaceae. Bases 1 to 789 code for a protein of 262 amino acids. Gene Ontology annotation, molecular function: oxidoreductase activity. The record is from RefSeq and is a predicted model, not a curated record.